AUGCAGGAGUCUAAGCUACUGGCUGAGUCCUUCGAGUACAUUGGACGAGCUGAGCCCGAAACUCUGCGUUCUGGUCUGUUUAUGGAAUUCAAAAAUGAGCAAGCUACAGGACCGGGUGUGACGCGGGAGUGGUUUGUUUUGGUGUGUCAUGAAAUAUUUAAUCCACAGAAUGCUCUUUUUGUGGCUUGCCCGAAUGACUGCAGGAGAUUUUAUCCAAAUCCUGCAUCUAAGGUACAUCCUCGCCAUCUUGAGUACUUCAGGUUCGCUGGACGUAUCAUUGCAUUGGCAUUGAUGAAAAAGGUGCAAGUGGGUAUUGUUUUUGAUCGUGUGUUUUUUAUGCAAUUGGCUGGAAACAAUGUUAUUUUAGAAGAUAUACGGGAUGCAGAUCCUUUCUUGUAUAGAAGCUGCAAGCUAAUAUUGGAGAUGCAUGCUGAUUUCAUUGAUUCAGAUGCAUUAGGACUGACAUUUGUUAGAGAGGUGGAGGUAUUAGGAUGCAGGAAAGUGGUUGAGCUUUGCCCUGAUGGGAAAAGCCUUGUAGUGAAUUCUUUGUCAUACUUCAUAUCACUAAUCAGUGCCAUGCGUCAUCCAGAAAGGGAGCUUUAUGCCUCACUCACACUUGAUGCUACACAACUCAUGUUUGACGUGGCUAAGGUAGAGGCCAUAAGACCUCGCACUUGGUAUGGUAAAGCACCAUUGCCCAACCCUAUCUCAAGCAAAAAGUCUUUAUUUGAGUUAGGCAUGAUAAUCUAA
Molecule: messenger RNA, 750 nt
Organism: Cajanus cajan (pigeon pea)
Lineage: Eukaryota; Viridiplantae; Streptophyta; Magnoliopsida; Fabales; Fabaceae
Source: RefSeq, a predicted model, not a curated record